Messenger RNA from Egretta garzetta (little egret), 651 nucleotides. RefSeq names its product deleted in lymphocytic leukemia 7 (gene DLEU7). Bases 1 to 651 code for a protein of 216 amino acids. NCBI's taxonomy places the organism in Eukaryota, Metazoa, Chordata, Aves, Pelecaniformes, Ardeidae. The transcript has 2 exons. The record is from RefSeq and is a predicted model, not a curated record.
AUGGCUGGUCUUGCCUCUCUGCUUGUGUCCGUCGGGCACCAGGCAGGGGCUCUCCGCACCCUCCGGGCUGCUGCAGCCCCCCAUCCUCCCCGCAGCCCCCUGCAGCCUUCCCACACCCAAGCCUUCAGCGUCAGCAGGUCUGGCCCAGCUUGGCACAGCCUGGGAGAGGAGACGGAGGUGUCUGAGCCUGGUGGGGCUCAGGACCUGGAGGAAGAGAGAAAAGCCCCAGGGAAAAGCCCUAAGGAAGGAGAAGAGAGUGGAGAACUAUCUCCUCUCAGCCCAGGUGGGCCCAGGCCAGGGCUGGCGAGGCGAGAGACGCUUCGAGAGAUGGCUCUGCGCAGCAAGAUGUCCCGACUAGUGGAGGCGACUUCCCGGCUUGUACAAGUAGAACAGACUCUCCUGCUCCCUCUCCUACAGCAGCAUCCUCUUCCUCUCCACCCAAAAGAUAGCAUUGAGUUUAGAAACAUCUGCAGUCGUAUGGCUUUACAAAGAGAGGGACAACAAUUUGAGAGGGACCUACAUGAAGCCCACCAGUGUUUGAAGACCAUCAUUGAGAAACUCAUUUGUUCAUUGGCAGUUUUUCCCUCAGAUUCUUAUAUCCCAGUUCGAUCUGCUCUGAGACAAAUCCUGCAAAAUCUCCUGGCAAUGUGA